GAUGAAGAAACUUUUCCUCGAGAGAUAUUUUCCUGCCUCAAAAGCUACUCAAAUUCGCAAGGAAAUUUGUGGGAUGAAGCAAAAUGUGGGAGAGUCAUUGUACGAAUGUUGGGAGCAAUAUAAGAGAUUGCUGGCAAGCUGUCCACACCAUCAAUUCAGUGACGUUAUGAUACUCCAAUACUUCUACGAAGCUCUACAACCAAGUGACAGAUCUCUUCUUGACGCCGCGGGUGGUGGUGCACUAAUGAACAAGACGGUGACCCAAGCUACCGAGUUGAUUGAGAGUAUGGCGACGAACACACAAGAGAAGAACCAACGGUUAGGCGAGUGCAUGAAGUUAGUGAUUCAUCAGCAUACCUUGAACAAAGGAUGGGGAGCAUAGAAAGGGUAAUGCAACGGAUGUCCGCAGUAAUUAUUCCGGAUGAUGAGACCGAACAAGUAAAUGCUUUAUAUCCAAAUCAAAGGCCAAGGUACGAUCCAUACUCCAAUACUUACAAUCCUGGUUGGAAGGAUCAUCCUAACUUUAGUUAUGCGAACAAGCAAGCGGCGGCUCCUAAUCCAUAUGUGCAACAAGGUGGAUUCCAACAAUCACGCUUCCAACCUCAACAACAGUUCCAACCACAACAAGUCAAGGAGCAAGAUUCUUGGAAUGAUGACAAGUUCAAUGUGAUAAUGCAAAGCAUGCAAGGUCUCACUUCUAUGUUACAACAAAACCAACAAAAGACCGAUCCGGAAAUCAAGGCUUUGGAACAAAAUACCGGUUCCGCAAUAAAGGAUUUACAAAUUCAAGUGGGGAAAUUGGCGACCGAUGUGAACCUAUUGAAAUCUCAAGCAUCCACAAAGCUUCCUUCACAACCAUUUGUGAAUCCAAGAGAGAGUGUCAAUGCAAUUUCAUUGAGGAGUGGAAAACAAGUGGAGCAACCAAAUCAACAAGAUAAGGUGCAUGAAGAGUUAGUCGUAGACAAAGAGGAAACCAAACCAAAGGAUAAUUUUAAGGAACCGGUUCCUACUUUCACCACUCCACCCCCGUUUCCUAGCCGAUUUGCUAAGUCGGAGAAAGAGUUGGAAUACAAGGAUAUUUGGGACAUCCUUAAAGAAGUACAAGUCAAUAUUCCAAUCAUUGAAGCUAUUCGACAAAUUCCUCGUUGUGAAAAGUUCUUAAAGGAGUUGUGCAUGAAGAAGAAAAGAUUGAAAGGGAAUGAAGUCAUGAGUGUGGGGGAGAAUGCUUCGGCGUUCAUUCUCAAGAAACUCCCACCUAAAAUAAAGGACCCCAGUAGUUUCACCAUACCUUGCACAAUUGGUAAAACAAGGUUUACUCGAGAUUUGCUAGAUUUGGGAGCAUCGGUUAAUGUUAUGCCUUCCUCGAUUUAUGAUUCUUUAAAUCUCGGUCCUCUUAAGGAGACGGAGUAGUUCUUGAACUUUCUAACCGAUCUAAUGUUUACCCGAAAGGGAUUGUUGAGAAUGUUUUGGUGCAGGUUAAUGAGCUUGUAUUCCCGGCCGAUUUCUAGGUCUUAGACAUGAAUGAUGAGAACUCUCCGAAGUCUACACCUUUGCUAUUGGGUAAACCAUUCUUAAGCACCGCUGGAACGAAGAUUGAUGUCCAAAUGGAACCUUGACUAUGGAGUUUGAUGGUGCAGUCAUCCACUUCAAUAUCUUUGAGACAAUGAGAUACCCAGGUGAUGUGAAGCCAUGUUUUCCCGUUAAAGAGAUUAAUGCGGGCUAACGAAUCAUGCAAGAGCUAAGUCGGGCCGUCGACUUUAAAACAAGCGCUUAAUGGGAGGCAACCCAUAGAUUAGGAGCAGGGAGACA
Messenger RNA from Papaver somniferum (opium poppy), 1809 nucleotides. RefSeq lists its product as uncharacterized. The transcript is spliced from 2 exons. The coding region runs from base 370 to 1410 and encodes 346 amino acids. The record is from RefSeq and is a predicted model, not a curated record. Lineage: Eukaryota; Viridiplantae; Streptophyta; Magnoliopsida; Ranunculales; Papaveraceae.